Messenger RNA from Erythranthe guttata (spotted monkey flower), 1021 nucleotides. It is a transcript of the gene ECI1, whose product is annotated as delta(3), delta(2)-enoyl CoA isomerase 1. The record is from RefSeq and is a predicted model, not a curated record. NCBI's taxonomy places the organism in Eukaryota, Viridiplantae, Streptophyta, Magnoliopsida, Lamiales, Phrymaceae. Gene Ontology annotation, biological process: fatty acid beta-oxidation. Gene Ontology annotation, molecular function: delta(3)-delta(2)-enoyl-CoA isomerase activity. Gene Ontology annotation, cellular component: peroxisome.
AAUCUAAUUUUAAUUUCUUUUUUGACCAUUUCUUUAGUUUCUCUCUCCUCUCUCUCCUCCUUCCUCACAGCCCACACACUUUCACUGUGUGCACUGUGUGACGAACCGGAAUUAGGAUGUGCAGUCUAGAGAAACGCGGCGAUCUAUUCAUCCUCACAAUCACCGGCGACGAUGAACACCGCCUGAACCCGACCCUAAUCGACUCGAUCCGGGCCGCCCUCAACCGGGCCAAGUCCGAAUCCGAGUCAACGGGCCCGACUGCGCUCAUCACCACAUCCGAGGGUAAGUUCUUCUCAAACGGGUACGACCUUUCGUGGUCCGGUUCAGACCCGGACCCGGUUCGGAAGCGAACCGGAGUCCGGUCCAAGGAGAUGUCCAGGAAACUCCGCCUCCUGGUCGAGGAACUCAUCUCCCUCCCCAUGCCGACCAUCGCCGCCGUCACCGGCCACGCCUCCGCCGCCGGAUUCAUCCUCGCCCUGAGCCACGACUACCUCCUCAUGCGGAAGGACCGAGGGUUUCUGUACAUGAGCGAGCUCGACAUCAAGUACAAAAUCCCCAAUUGGUUCGUGACGGUGGUGAAGAACAGGAUCGCAUCUCCGUUGAUCUGGAGGAGCGUGGUUCUGACGGCGGCGAAAAUCACGGCGGCGAAGGGUGUGGAGUGGGGAAUUGUCGAUUCGGCACACGAGAGCGCCGCCGAGACUGUGGAGGCGGCGGUUGGAUUGGGAAUGGAUUUGGUUGGCAGGAAAUGGGACGGAGAAAUAUAUGCCGGCAAUCGGAGGGCUGUUUUUUCCGAUGUGUUGGCGGCGCUUGCCUCCGACGAGACGGUGGGGGAUUUCUCCGGCGGGAAUGUGGAUCCGGCGGCGGUAUCAAAAUUGUGAACCCCAUUUUAUUAUUAUUAUUAUUAUUAUUAUUAUUAUUAUUAUUAUUAUUAUUAUUAUUAUUAUUAAACUUGAAAAAUAUAUUAUUGGAAUUGAGAAUUUUAUGCAAAAACUAGAUAAAUAAAGUGUAUUAUUAGUUGUAA